Lentinula edodes (shiitake mushroom) is the source of this 1302-nucleotide messenger RNA. RefSeq lists its product as uncharacterized. Bases 1 to 1302 code for a protein of 433 amino acids. The record is from RefSeq and is a predicted model, not a curated record. Gene Ontology annotation, biological process: carbohydrate metabolic process. Gene Ontology annotation, cellular component: membrane. Lineage: Eukaryota; Fungi; Basidiomycota; Agaricomycetes; Agaricales; Omphalotaceae. The transcript is spliced from 14 exons. Gene Ontology annotation, molecular function: chitin deacetylase activity.
AUGACGCUGAACCUCCCUCAAGUUUUUCUUUCUUCUUUGUUAUUUUCCCAUUUCCUAGUCAAUGCUCAGGACCGCACAACUGAACAGGGAGAAGCUGCUAUCACUGAUCCCGACCAGGAAUGUGCACCUUAUACUUACCCCCCUGUCGCGGACCAGAUGGGCUCUUUCCCUCCCCUUUGGGGACCUGCUUCUAUUCUUCCCGACGAUUCAGCUGCGCUUGCCAUGUGGAACUCAAUUUCGUCUAACAUUCCCACUAGCAUCGACACGAAGGUAGUCGCCCUUUUUUUGACACAACCUCCUCCGUCAGACUAUUCUUCUGACGAUCCGGACUGUUGGUGGACCUAUGAUCAAUGUACAACACCCAAACUAUCUGGCCUGCCCCCUGAUGUUGCCGAUGCCCCAGAACCUGCUACUUUAGGUUAUGGAUUCGACGAUGGUCCAAGCUGUGCACACAAUGUGUUCUAUGAUUAUCUUCAGAGCCAGAACCAAAAAGCGACAUUCUAUUUCAUCGGUUCUAAUGUUGCGAGUUCCCCUUUGGAAGCUCAGCGUGCUCUUACUGAGGGCCAUGAAAUAUGCGUUCAUACUUGGUCUCAUCCUUACAUGACAACGGUUGGCAGCGAAGACGCUUUUGCAGAAUUAUGGUACACUAUCCAAAUGAUAAAGCUCGCAGUAGGAGUAACACCUACUUGCUGGAGACCCCCUUACGGUGAUAUCGACGAUAGGAUCCGUGCGAUUGCAAAUGCACUGGGAUUGCAAACGAUCAUGUGGAAAUACGACACUGCAGAUGCUAGUGUAGACGGCACGACCAUCACCGACGAAACUGUAGAGACCAACUACAACGAUUUCCUUCAGACGGCCAACAGUGGAGCAUUCAAUUCUACUGGUGCCAUCCUCUUGACCCAUGAACUGAACAACUUCACUAUGUCAGAAGCAGUGAAAUAUUAUCCCCAGCUUAAAAGCGCUUUCCAGUAUAUCGUCCCUGUUGGAGUUUCUCUGAACAAGACACAACCCUAUCUCGAAACCAACUACUCACUUCCGACGUUCGAGCAAUACAUCUCCGGAACUGUAACAACCACAGGAUCGCGAAUAUCGCCCAUUAACGGUACCUCCACCGUAUCUUCUUCUUCUUCCACAUCAGCGUCCUCCCGUCCUUCGAGUUCCGCUUCUUCCACGAACUCGAGCUCAAAUGGAGAAUCAGCUGCCUCCACAAACGCAGCUCAUCAGGCAAUGGAACUUGGUAGUGGUCGUACCUUGUUAGCAUUCUUUAUCAUGGCAUUCUCAUGCCACAUCUUCGGUUUUUGA